UCAAUUUGUAGAUGGAGAGGAUGAAAUGGACUUUUUGGGUAACGACUACAAGUCCCUCAGAGCGAAGAUGUCCUGCGGUCACGCCGUCACUCCGAUGUCUCUGACCGACUGGUGUGGCUGGUUGUUGGAACAGGGUGAAUGCAGAUUCGAGUGUGGUAACUGUGAUCGUGAGUGGUCCUUUGAGGAAGUUUGUAAGAUGGCUCUUCUGACUCCAGAAGAAGUGGAAGAAUUUGAGAAGAAAAUAUUCCUUAAUGCUGCCAAGGAUUUCUUGGACAUCAAAGAAUGUCCUGGUUGCAAUUCUCGUGUGGUGAGAAAUGACCUCUCCAAUCUGAAUGUAGAGUGCUCGGUGUGCACAGCCAGCAAGAGAAGGACUUAUAGGUUCUGCUGGCAGUGUCUGAGGGAAUGGAAAGGUCCGGCUCCUCGCUCAGACCGCUGUGACAAUGACGGCUGCCCAGAUCCUUUGAACACAUUGAAAAACUGUCCAGAUAUCGUCUUUGAGGAUGUGAAGGGCGUCAACGGCUGUCCCUGCAUCCGAGCCUGUCCCACCUGUGGUAUGCUGGUGGAGCAUAAUAAAACUCAGUGUAAAAGCGUGAUCUGUCAUCGAUGUAGGGUGAAAUUUUGUUUUGUGUGCCUGAAGAUCACUAAAGAGUGUCUGAAAAUAAAUCCGUACAGUCCUUGCCCAACUGGUGUGGCACCCAGGCAGACCUCCAUACCUGUGUGGGAGAGGACAUAAUUCUGUUUAUUUUACACUCUGAACUAAUCAAAACACAACUUCUUUUCUUUUUCUUUUCUUGAGUUUUUUGGAAAAUGUUCUUCAUGUUGUCAAUAUCAUAACUGUUUUUACUCAGAGAGGAGCUCAACCCAACCAACUUUUAUAAACAGAGUCUGAGAUAUUUUUGCACUUACAUCCUUCUUUGUAAAACUGAAACACUGACAUCAAGUAUUUCUUCUUCAAAGUUUCACUUUGAAACUUGGUUCAUUGUCAUUUGUUAAGAACGAUUUUUACGAUAUUUAUUCAAUCUGUUCAUUUCAAAUGCUAUUUUAUUGUUUACAUUUUUUGGUAGAUUUUUUUUUUUUUUUUUUCCGAACCUGACAUUGAUGUUUUUCCUGUAAAAUGAAAUGAAAACUAAAGAAAAACAUUGUUGGUUUGUAUCUCCAUGUGCCGAACAAGAUGGUUUGGAAGACUGGAAGUUUUUUUUAUAGUUACUGGGUUCCUAUUCCAUUAUCUGGACAUUUCAGGGAGGAUGAUGUAAUGCCUUUUGCAUCAAUCAGUGGCUCAAAUCUUAUGUGAAUUUAUGUCAAAGCAAACUAUACUGGAUAAAGUAUGUGACACAUCUGUGUAAUUAAACUUCAUUAAUGGAUGCUCAUAUAUGGACACCCACCCUAUA
This is a messenger RNA of Acanthopagrus latus (yellowfin seabream), 1388 nucleotides long. RefSeq names its product probable E3 ubiquitin-protein ligase RNF144A-A. The coding region runs from base 26 to 733 and encodes 235 amino acids. The transcript has 4 exons. The record is from RefSeq and is a predicted model, not a curated record. NCBI's taxonomy places the organism in Eukaryota, Metazoa, Chordata, Actinopteri, Spariformes, Sparidae.